Molecule: messenger RNA, 735 nt
Organism: Phodopus roborovskii (desert hamster)
Lineage: Eukaryota; Metazoa; Chordata; Mammalia; Rodentia; Cricetidae
Gene: Nmrk2
Product: nicotinamide riboside kinase 2
Exons: 7
Coding region: 67-654 (195 amino acids)
Cellular component (GO): cytoplasm
Source: RefSeq, a predicted model, not a curated record
CUGCAGGCCACAAGCAGCUGGGCUGUGUGGCCACCUCAGGACCAGACCCCACUGCCAACCCCCAGCAUGAAACUCAUCGUGGGCAUUGGAGGGAUAACUAAUGGCGGGAAGAGCACCCUGACCAGCAGUCUCCACAAGGUGCUGCCCAACUGCUGUGUGAUCCACCAGGAUGACUUCUUCAAGCCCCAGGACCAAAUAGCAGUUGGGGAGGACGGCUUCAAACAAUGGGACGUGCUAGAGUCCCUGGACAUGGAGGCCAUGCUCAGCACCGUGCGUGCCUGGGUGAAGGAUCCACGCAAGUUCGCGCGCGCUCAUGGCGUCAGUCUCCAGCCUGGCGCCUUGGACACCCACAUUCUCCUCCUGGAUGGCUUCCUACUGUACAGCUACAAACCCCUGGUGAACAUGUUCAGCCAUCGCUACUUCCUGACUGUUCCCUAUGAGGAAUGCAAGCGGAGGAGGAGUAAACGUAGUUACAUGGUCCCUGAUCCCCCUGGCCUCUUCGAUGGUCAUGUGUGGCCCAUGUACCAGAAGUAUAAACGGGAGAUGGAACAGGAUGGAGUGGAAGUGGUCUAUUUAGAUGGCAUGAAGUCCCGUGAGGAACUCUUCCAUCAGGUUCUGGAGGAUGUUCAAAACAGACUGCUGAACCGGUCCUAGCCAGCUGCUGGGCCCUGGGUGCGACUCCACACACCAUCCAGGGUAUGAGGAGCAAAUGGACUGGAAGCUGUGGCAGUUCCC